AUGAAAUGUAGAGUUGAACUUUGCAAUUUAAAUACUGUUGGUUGUUUUAAGAUUGUUAAACAAAUUUCAACACUUGGUUGCAUUGCAACGAUACGAUACGCAACGCAACGCAGCACAGCAGCAAAGACAAACCAAGUUGGUUGA
This is a messenger RNA of Heterostelium album PN500, 144 nucleotides long. RefSeq lists its product as uncharacterized. Bases 1 to 144 code for a protein of 47 amino acids. The transcript has a single exon. The record is from RefSeq and is a predicted model, not a curated record. NCBI's taxonomy places the organism in Eukaryota, Evosea, Eumycetozoa, Acytosteliales, Acytosteliaceae.